AUGUCGCUACCACUUAAAGAGGAAUUUAUGCAUUCUCGCUGGUGUACGCCGAACGCCUCCCUCCGUCUUUUGUUUCCUUUGCUCUCCUUUUCCUUUUCCUUUAACCGACUACUUUUUGUUUUUGUUUCCCCUUCUCUGUUUGCUGCUGAUGCGACCCUUUGCCCUCACACGUGUGUCGGCAUCGAGAGGAUUGUAACGAGGCCAAGGAAGGAAACGAUGCUAACAAGAGAGCGAGAAACUCGCGGGUCGACGCCGCAAUUGAUGCGCACCGUCGGCCGCGUCUUCCCCCUCUCUACCUAUUCCACCCCAUCACUUUAUAGUACCUCGAUUCUUUCCGUUAACUCCACUUUCUCUUCUUCCUGGGCAACAACUUUUUCGUUUCCUAUCUCCCCGUUCUUUUUUUUGCUUCUCAUUUUACCGUUCCACGGAUCGCACCAAUCUCCAACAAAAGCUCCUCCUUCGUUUUUCUCUUUUUCUUUUUUUUUCCCUUUGGCAAAGUACCCGCCGUACUCCUCCUCUCUUUUGUCUUUUCCCGAUUUUGUUCUACACCGUCUCUCCUUCUUCUCUCUCCUUACGCAAUUCUUUUUCUUUGUUUGUUUGUGGUGA
Molecule: messenger RNA, 606 nt
Organism: Leptomonas pyrrhocoris
Lineage: Eukaryota; Euglenozoa; Kinetoplastea; Trypanosomatida; Trypanosomatidae
Exons: 1
Coding region: 1-606 (201 amino acids)
Source: RefSeq, a predicted model, not a curated record